AUCCUCACAUAGUUUCCAAGAUGGCGACCUGAAAACCAAAAACGUCAAAAUUCUGUCAUCUUUUUGUCAUUUUCUCUCGUUUUAAACGAGAUAGACGCCCAGGAAAGGUGUUGUACGUUAGACAAAGAGUUCCAGACCGUUUGCCAGGAUGGAUAAGCUGACUCUUAUUUCGGGAUUCCUGUUUUUCGCCGCCGAUGUUUUCGCCAUCGCAAGCCUGGCGAAUCCGGAGUGGAUCGUCACUGACGAAGAUGCAGGCUCUGUGAACCUGGGUCUCAUCAGCCAAUGCCAGACCAUCCACAAGCGUGAGAGAAUAUGCAUGGCGCCCACACUGCCGGCGGAGUGGCUGACGUCGCUUCUCUUCAUCGUGGUGGGCAUCAUCUGUCUCACGGUCACGUGUGUGCUGCUGUUCGCCUCCCACUGGCACCGCAGCGUGCUGAAAUACGCCAGAUGGAUCGCUUUCUUGGGAAUGGUCCUGUUCUGCCUAGCAGCCCUGAUCUUUCCCAUCGGCUUCUACGUUGAUGAGAUCGGAGGACAGCCCUACAAGCUACCCAACAACACCCAGGUGGGGUCAUCCUACGUGCUGUUUGUGCUGUCAAUCUUCUUCACCAUCAUCUCGGAGUUGUUCGCAGGGAAGGUUUGCCUUCCCGUGUUCUAGAUCUUUGAAUAGCGUAGUCAGCUGCGUAUAUGUGUAUAGGUAGAAAACUGUAUUUUGAGACCAUAUAUGAUACCAGCUACAUUUGUAGGCAGAUACAAUGGCCUUUAGUGAAGACAAACAUGAAAUUUGAUGGAUCCACAUACUGCAAAAAAAAACUUAGGUUUGAGACCAUAGUCUGUAGUGAUAAAACAUUGGUAUGGCACCAUAUAAAUGAUACUACACUACAGAUAACAGCUUGUUUGAUGCAACAAAAAGGAUCAUGGCAACUUUGUAUGGUGAACUACGUGUACAAACUACAAAAUAGAAUUGCAAAGCAUAGCAAAAGACAUGUUUGUGUAGAGAUGUUUGGACAGUAUUGCUUCUUUUUCAAAUAUGGUCAACGUCAGAAUAUUGAAGAAAAUAGAUGAUUGUACAUUAAGGUGAUGGUUAUAUGUUGAUAUAAGAAAAAUGGGCAGCAUUGCAAUGCACAUUGUACAUAAUAUAUCUGAUCAAGUUUGUUUUGCUUCUCAUUUGAACUUGUCACAACUUUGCUUUUAGUUCUUACAUAAGUAGAUGUACGAUCAUUGUCAUAUCGGACUGUAGGUUUACACAUGUGUAAAUAUUGACCAAUCCAUAGAGAGGAGGACAUUCCGCAUUGUAUAUUGUAUCUGCACGUCAUUGUACUUGAGUAUUGUUUCUUGUAAGGAAAAAAAAACAUAAAGAAAAGGGAAGUUUUCUUCUUAGUUUUUGUAUUGAGAAAAAUAGGUUUUACCACUAUCAUUUGUACCACACUUCACUCCAUAUGUCCCUGUGGCACAAGUGGUAAUGCAGCCCCGGAUCAAACUCCGUGGACAUGUGGGUAUGGGUCCGAUCCUAGAGUCGGACAUGUUGUAAUACUAAGAGAUUGCAUGUGUCAGGUUGGAUGGUGACGCACAGCCAGCGGUCCCAUGUAUGAGGGAGUUUGGGCGUAACCCAAAAAAAAUGCACAAAGAAGACCCCAACAUUUUUAUCAAGAAGAGUGGGGUAUAAUGACCCAGUGUGCUUGGUUAAAAACGUGUACAAUUGCAAUGGUUGAUGCUCCGUCGUGGUUGUUUUUUAUUUCAUUCAUAUUUCAUUCACUUCACUCACCCUGUUUGCCGUCUGUCAUUUCCAUAUCUUGAAGGUUAGACAAGACUUUCACAUAGAUUGGAGGCUUGAUGGCAGCCUGUCAGCACUGUUGGGUCUUAAAACUUUUAAAUCUUUCAAAAUCAUGUUUUAAGCUGCCCAGUAUUAUAGAGAGGCUUGUAGUGUACCCGUAUCUGUAUGUUAUGUGUUGCUCCGAUGUUUAUUAGAAAGCAAUCAUGUAAAGAAAUAUUGAUUUCAACUUAACUGUAUGUAACAAAUGGAGCCUGUUUUCUUAUAUAUAGAACUCAUUGUAAAUAAAACAUCUUAUAGUAUUUGUGUGUGCUGUGUAUUUGUAGUUGUUGGAUCUGCACACUA
Molecule: messenger RNA, 2113 nt
Organism: Branchiostoma floridae (Florida lancelet)
Lineage: Eukaryota; Metazoa; Chordata; Leptocardii; Amphioxiformes; Branchiostomatidae
Exons: 3
Coding region: 149-655 (168 amino acids)
Biological process (GO): negative regulation of smoothened signaling pathway
Cellular component (GO): ciliary membrane; Golgi apparatus
Source: RefSeq, a predicted model, not a curated record